AUGCAACUCAAAGCUGACUCUUCUGAAAGCUCAACUGAACUUCCAAAACCAAGUCUGGAUAUGGGUGAAUCUUUGAGCUUGAAGCAUGCAAGCAAUUACGGGUCUUUUGUAUGCACGUAUUGCUCGAAACCAUUUCCAUCAUCCCAAUCCUUAGGAGGUCACCAGAACGCUCAUCAGAGACAGAGAAACGAGGAGAAGAAACAAUACAUGAAAAACCCCCUUGCAUACCGGAAACGAGCCUUACUCCGGUCAGUUAAGCCGCCUCUCGAAGUUGUGCCACCGUCAGUGGCUCAACCUCAGCCGGAUCAUUGUGAGCUCACACUCAGGCUUGGCCAUGGUCCUUCUAGGGUUGGAGCAAGGUCUGGAAAUGGGUUUCCACAUAAAGCAGCAGCUCAUGGGAAUUAUACCUACCAAUACUUCCAUUCCUAUCUCAAUCAUGUGGACUGGAAACCAAAGCUUGCUCUUGAUCUGCCUACAGCAAGGGAAUUGACUGCUAAUGGAGCCAAAGAAGACAACAAUUCCCCAAGUCUGGACUUAACUUUGAAGCUCUAG
Molecule: messenger RNA, 552 nt
Organism: Camellia sinensis
Lineage: Eukaryota; Viridiplantae; Streptophyta; Magnoliopsida; Ericales; Theaceae
Source: RefSeq, a predicted model, not a curated record